Helianthus annuus (common sunflower) is the source of this 327-nucleotide messenger RNA. RefSeq lists its product as uncharacterized. NCBI's taxonomy places the organism in Eukaryota, Viridiplantae, Streptophyta, Magnoliopsida, Asterales, Asteraceae. The record is from RefSeq and is a predicted model, not a curated record. The transcript has 2 exons. Bases 1 to 327 code for a protein of 108 amino acids.
AUGCCUUCUAAUCCUUGGUGGCCCUCGUCUUCCGAUGACGAAGAGGAGAUGUUUUUCGCAAACGCUGUGCUACGGGCGGGGCAGAUUCUUAUUGAAGAGGAAGAGGAAGAGGAAGAGGAAGACUUCUCGUCUGAAAAUGUUAUUACCAGACGAAUACGGAUUAACAGAGACCGUCAAGGAGCGCACGAGAAAUUGGUGAACGAUUAUUUUUCGGAUGAACCACUUUACAAUAACGAGAUUUUCAGACGCAGGUUCCGAAUGAGUCGCCGCUUAUUCACACGGAUUGCUAAUGAUUUGGCGGGGCUAGACCCGUUUUUCACGCAAUGA